Limanda limanda (common dab) is the source of this 2944-nucleotide messenger RNA. It is a transcript of the gene mcm6, whose product is annotated as minichromosome maintenance complex component 6. Gene Ontology annotation, biological process: DNA replication initiation; double-strand break repair via break-induced replication; mitotic DNA replication. Gene Ontology annotation, molecular function: single-stranded DNA binding; ATP binding; single-stranded 3'-5' DNA helicase activity. Lineage: Eukaryota; Metazoa; Chordata; Actinopteri; Pleuronectiformes; Pleuronectidae. Bases 89 to 2581 code for a protein of 830 amino acids. Gene Ontology annotation, cellular component: MCM complex; nucleus. The transcript has 18 exons. The record is from RefSeq and is a predicted model, not a curated record.
UGUCUGAGUUUCCGGAGAGAGGCUGAGCGCAUCUGAGACUUAUCGUCCGUUCCUGAACCCUUUUCUCGCACUUUCACGGGAUUUCAACAUGGACGUUGCCACAGCAAACGCGGAGAAUGCCAGGGAGAUGGUGAAGGACGAGUUGGCGGAGAAAUGUCAGAAGUUGUUCCAGGCUUUCUUAGAGGAGUUUCAGAGCGAGGACGGGGAGGUGAAGUACGUGCGUGAGGCCGAGGAGCUGAUCCGGCCCGAGAGGAACACGCUGCUGGUCAGCUUCACAGACCUGGAGGGCUUCAACCAGGAGCUGGCCACCACCGUCCAGGAGGAGUACUACAGAGUUUAUCCCUUCCUGUGUCGGGCAGUGCGCAACUUUGCUCGGGAUCAUGGGAAUGUUCCUCUCAACAAAGAGUUCUACGUCGCCAUCGAGGAUCUUCCCACCAGACACAAAAUCCGUGAGCUGUCGUCCAUGCGUAUCGGCACCCUGGUGAGGAUCAGUGCUCAGGUGGUGAGGACACACCCAGUACACCCUGAACUGGUGAGCGGCACUUUCCAGUGUAUGGACUGCCAGGCGGUCAUCAAAGACGUCCCUCAGCAGUUCAAAUACUCUCCACCAACCAUCUGCAGAAACCCCGUCUGCAACAACCGCGCCCGCUUCCACCUGGACACACACAAGUCCAAGUUCAUUGACUUCCAGAAGGUGCGUAUCCAGGAGACGCAGGCGGAGCUUCCACGUGGUUCCAUCCCUCGCUCCCUUGAGAUCGUGCUGAGGGCCGAGGCUGUGGAGACGGCUCAGGCCGGAGACCGCUGUGACCUGACAGGGACCCUCAUCGUCGUGCCGGACGUGUCUCAGCUCAGCACUCCUGGUGUGCGAUCAGAGUCCAGCAACCGAGUUGCAGGCGGACCCCAGAACUCCGAGUCUGAGGGUCUGAAGGGGCUGAAAGCUCUGGGAGUCAGAGAGCUGUCCUACAAACUGGCCUUCCUGGCCUGCAAUGUGUCUGCAACUAACCCACGGUUUGGUGGAAAGGAGCUGCGGGAGGAGGAGCAGACUGCAGAGAGCAUCAAGAGCCAGAUGACUGAGAGGGAGUGGGAGAAAGUGUUUGAGAUGAGCCAGGACAAAAACCUGUACCACAACCUGUGCACCAGCCUCUUCCCCACCAUCCACGGCAAUGACGAGGUGAAGCGCGGCAUCCUGCUGAUGCUGUUCGGAGGCGUUCCCAAGACGACCAUGGAGGGAACCUCGCUGAGGGGAGACAUCAAUGUCUGCAUCGUCGGAGACCCGAGUACGGCCAAGAGCCAGUUCCUCAAGCAUGUGGAGGAAUUCAGUCCCCGAGCAGUGUACACCAGCGGCAAAGCCAGCACCGCCGCGGGUCUGACAGCCGCCGUGGUCCGAGACGAGGAGUCCCAUGAGUUUGUCAUCGAGGCCGGAGCUCUGAUGCUGGCUGACAACGGUGUGUGUUGCAUUGAUGAGUUUGACAAGAUGGACGUGAAGGACCAGGUAGCCAUUCAUGAAGCCAUGGAACAGCAGACCAUCAGCAUCACAAAGGCUGGAGUCAAGGCCACGCUCAACGCUCGUACAUCCAUCCUGGCGGCUGCCAACCCCGUCGGUGGUCGCUACGACCGUAGCAAGAGUUUGAAACAGAACGUCAACCUGUCCGCCCCCAUCAUGAGCCGCUUUGACCUCUUCUUCAUCCUGGUGGACGACUGCAACGAGGUGACAGAUUACGCCAUCGCCCGCCGCAUCGUGGACCUGCACUCCCGUGUGGCCGAGUCCGUAGACAGACUCUACUCUCUGGACGAGGUCCGCAGAUAUCUUCUCUUUGCCAGGCAGUUCAAACCUAAGAUCUCAAGCGAAUCAGAAGAGUUCAUCGUGGAGCAGUACAAGCGUCUCCGUCAGCGUGACGGCUCGGGCGGCGUGACCAAGUCUGCCUGGAGGAUCACGGUGCGACAGCUGGAGAGCAUGAUCCGCCUGUCGGAGUCCAUGGCGCGUAUGCACUGCUGUGAUGAGGUGCAGCCCAAACAUGUGAAGGAAGCGUUCCGUCUCCUGAACAAGUCCAUCAUCCGAGUGGAGACGCCCGACAUCAACCUGGAGCAAGAUGAGGAUCUGGAGGAAGAGGAGCAGCAGGAGGAAGGAAACAUCCCCAACGGAGUUAAUGGAGUGAACGGUCACGGGGAUGGCAUUAACGGCCAUGCUGAUGGUAUGAAUGGCCAUGGCAAGGGUGUGAACGGCCACGCUGAGACGGCCAGCCAGGCCAAACCCUCCCUCCGCCUGUCUUUCCCCGAGUACAGACGCAUCUCCAACCUGCUCGUCCUGCAUCUGCGCAGAGCAGAGGAGGCUGAGGAAGAGGAGGAGCUGAAGAAGAGUGCGGUGGUGAACUGGUAUCUGAAGGAGAUCGAGUCAGAGAUCGACUCUGAGGAGGAGCUGGUCAAUCGGAAGGGGUUGAUCGAGAAGGUCAUUCACAGGCUGGUGCACUAUGAUCACAUCCUGAUCGAGCUGUCUCAGACCGGAUUGAAGGGCUCAGAGUCUGAGAGCUCAGAGGAGGAAGGUGUUCUGGUCGUCAACCCCAACUACAACCUGGAUGAUUAAACUGUUUUGCUUCCAUAACUUCUGUUACUAAAUCUUAACAAUCUAAGUGAUGUUCAAGGUGUUGAAUAUGAACGCUCAUAUGUAACACGUACAUAAUAGUAGCAUUGGAGAUGCUAUUAGACUUGUUUUUGAGUUUAUCAUCUCUACUGUAAAAAGAUACGUUUCUGGGGCUCUUAAAGAAAAAGUGUGACUUGUGUAAAUAUGCUGCUCCUUCCUCCCGUCGCUCUCUGGCUCCUGUUUGUCUGACUCCAAGUUGACGGACCUUCCCUGAAUUGUGUUAUUGCUGUUUGUUAUUGUAACUGUAUAUUAAGGGCGUACGGUGCCCUCUGUGGUUUCAUGAUAUGUGUGUUUGUAAAAUGAAGA